Molecule: messenger RNA, 5420 nt
Organism: Clarias gariepinus (North African catfish)
Lineage: Eukaryota; Metazoa; Chordata; Actinopteri; Siluriformes; Clariidae
Gene: vcpip1
Product: valosin containing protein (p97)/p47 complex interacting protein 1
Exons: 3
Coding region: 114-3434 (1106 amino acids)
Biological process (GO): Golgi reassembly; protein K48-linked deubiquitination; protein K11-linked deubiquitination
Molecular function (GO): cysteine-type deubiquitinase activity
Source: RefSeq, a predicted model, not a curated record
ACCGCUUCCGUGUUAAUAUCAGCGGAUAAAUAACAACUGAGAGAUUACACAAACUGGGGAGGAUACCAUUAUGGUUUUAUAAACUAUUACGUUAAAUAGAAUCACUCGUCAAAAUGUCGUCAGCACAAGGUACAAAGAAAAGGGACAAGCGCAUUUUAUCAGGUAUUUGUCCAGAUUUCAAAUGUCAGGCGAGACUGUUCUUCCCUGCUUACAGCUCAGUUAGCAUUGAAUGCACGGAGUGUGGACAGCGCCACGAACAGAAGAAUCUGUUAAAUGUGGAGGAAGUAACCGACCCAGAUGUUGUUCUUCAUAAUUUACUGAGAAACGCCUUGCUCGAUGUUACGGGAGCGCCGAAGAAAAGCACAGAGCUGGUCAAAGUCAUGGGUCUGUCCAACUACCACUGCAAACUGCUGUCCCCCAUCCUUACCCGUUACGGAAUGGACAAACAGACGGGAAAAGCCAAACUGCUGCGGGAGAUAAAUCAAGGUGAGCUCUUUGACUGCUCGCUGCUCGGUGCCAGAGCCUUUCUUAUUGAACAGGAGCACGUAUCUACAGUCGGCUAUGGUAAGGACAGAUCUGGCAGCCUCAUAUACCUCCACGACACAUUGGAGGAGAUCAAGAAAGCCAACAACAACAAAGAAUGUCUCAUUCCUAUACAUGUGGACGGAGAUGGUCAUUGCCUGGUCCAUGCUGUGUCCAGGGCUUUAGUGGGUCGUGAGCUUUUUUGGCAUGCGCUAAGAGAGAACCUCAAACUCAGUUUCAAACAAAAUCUCGAUCGCUAUAAGGCUCUCUUUCAAGAUUUUAUUGACACUGCAGAAUGGGAGGACAUCAUCAAUGAGUGUGACCCUUUGUUCGUGCCUCCAGAAGGUGUCCCACUUGGACUGAGGAACAUUCAUAUUUUCGGCCUAGCCAAUGUCCUGCACCGUCCCAUAAUCCUGCUGGACUCUCUGAGUGGCAUGAGGAGCUCAGGUGACUACUCGGCCACAUUUCUGCCAGGCCUGGUGCCUGAGGAGCAAUGCAGAGGAAAGGAUGGCUUCCUUAAUAAGCCUAUCUGCAUCGCCUGGAGCAGCUCAGGCAGGAAUCAUUAUCUUCCUUUAGUGGGUAUUAAGGGAAUGUCACUUCCCAAGCUGCCUGCCGCUCUGAUCCCCAAAGCUUGGGGAGUUCCACAGGAGCUUAUCAAUAGAUAUGUCAGUCUGGAACCCUGUGGAGGCUGUGUUAUUGGAGGAGAUCGAAGCCUGCAGGAGAAAUACCUACUUCGUUUAGUCGGUGCCAUGGAGGAUGUUUUUAUAGAAAAACAUGCCAUCCACCCUGCACUGGUAGCUGAUGUUCAUCAGUAUGUUUACCGCCGAACAGGGGUGAUUGGCAUCCAACCUGAAGAGGUGACAGAGGCAGCAAAAAAAUUGGUUCAGGAGAAUCGUCUGCAUCGCUGUCUGAUGUGCAAUGCACUGUCUGAACUUCAUGUUCCCCCAGAUUGGUUAGUACCUGGUGGAAAACUCUACAACCUUGCUAAGUCUACUCAUGGCACUCUCCGAGGAGACAAAAACUACACAUUUCCAUUAAAUAACUUGGUAUGUUCUUACUGCCCUGAGAGGGAUGCACUGGUUCCUGACUACAAACUCAGUUCCUUGUCCACCUGCACCUGGUGCCACAGAAACUCUGCACGACAUGUCCGUGGUGAUGGGUCUAUAGUGUACCUAGAUGGAGACCGUACAAACACACGAUCACAGGGUGGUAAGUGUGGUUGUGGUUUUAAACAUUACUGGGAAGGAAAGGAGUAUGACAACUUGCCUGAGGCCUUCCCUAUUACCCUUGAGUGGAAUGGCCGUGUAGUCCAUGAAACCGUCUAUUGGUUCCAGUAUGAAGUUGAUCCAGCACUGAACAGUAAUGUCUACAAUGUAGCAAUGCGCCUUGUCACGAAACACUUCCCAGGAGAGUUUGGCAGUGAGAUUUUAGUGCAGAAGGUGGUAAACACUGUUCUGCACCAUACAGCAAAGAAGAACCCAGAGGAGUACCACCCAGUGGCUGUAGAGGGUGCACACAUGCAGGGUCAAGAGCAAGGAGGUGGACAGGUGGUGGAGUGGGAUGCAAACCCUCCCCAAAAAAUUAUAUUGACUGGUCAAAAGGGCCGUACCUUACAUAAAGAAGAGCUGGUGAUGAGUCAAGCAGAGAGGAAUCUGCAACAUAAGAUUAGUGAGCAGGCAGCUGUGUCCCAACGCAGACGCUCACAGCGCCAGCGGCUGCAAGACCAGAGUGCAGAGCCUCGCUCUGCCUCCCCUGCCCCCUUCUCCUCAGCUCCACCCACACCCACUAAAGGCCUGGCCCCUAGUGGGCAGAAGAAGAUCCGAGUGACAACCAGUGAUGGGCGGCAGGCGACACUGCAGCUGCAAGCCCAUAAUACCUAUGCAGAGCUGCAGGAAGCCAUCACCCAAGCCUUCAACUUACAGCCCCACCAACAGUGCAUCCGGCAUGGCUUUCCUCCUCGGGAAUUGCCCCCACCACCCCCUGAGCAUCAGGACUUGCCUGUGGCCCUGCAGCAUGGAGACCGCAUCACUGUGGAAGUGCUUAAAGAGAGUGUCCCAGACCCUGAAACAAAUAUCCAUACUCCAAUGGAACCUUGGCUUGGCAGAACCAGCAGCCGAGAGAUACAGGACAGUGUUGACCUGGAGAUGUCAUCACUGUGUCUCCUUGCAACACUUAUGGGUGAGGAUGUGUGGUCAUAUGCUAAGAAGCUACCUCAUCUGUUUCAACAAGGAGGAGUUUUCUAUAACAUUGUAAAGAAAGAUAUGGGUCUGUUGGAUGGGAAGCACUGCACUCUGCCACACCUGACUGGUAAGACAUUCGUGUUCAACGCAGCAGAGGAUCGUUUGGAGCUGUGUGUGGAUGCUGCCGGACACUUUCCAGUGGGCCCUAAUGUGGAAGAAGUUAUCCAAGAGGCACUGUCCCAACUGUGUUCUGAGCCUCCCUCACGCAAUCGUGAGGGAAGCCCUUCUCAUGGCCUAAAACUGGGCAGUGGAGGGGUGGUGCGCAAGAAAGAGCAGACUGUUACUGCUUUCCAGGGCAAGGGUCACUCACUGGGCUCCACCUCACAUGAGCACCCGCCAAUCAGGCGAGAGCACAGCAAUGGAGUGGACCUGAGUGGCAGCGUAGAGGGAGACGGUCUAGCACGGUCAAGAGAAGAGCUGGUACGUGUCGCUCCAGGCAUGCUCACUCUGCGUGAAGGGUGUCGAGAAGUAGAAUUGGAGCCCACAGCAAUUGAGGCUCAGCGGCGCCGUCUACAGGAAAUGGUGUCAAAUAUACAGGCCUCUAUGGACAAACACUUACGGCAGCAGACGCCACCUAACACCAUUACUAAUCAGGAUGAGAAGGAGGAAAAUCUAGAGGAGCAAGAUAAGAUAAAGAGCCAGGGUGCUGAGCCCAUGGACCAGUCCUUAUGAUGUGCUCGUUCACGCACACACACUCGCACACAUUUACUCACACAGUGAUCCUGUUAACCUACAACAAAUGUGCAGUUCUCAAAUGCAUUCCUGAGUGAUUGUCAUGAAGAGGUUGAAGUUGAGUAAAGGUGCCGGUAAAAAAAAAAGCUUUUUCCAUAUACUGCAGUACACACACACAUACACGCAGCACUUAUACUUAAUAUAGACAAGUGAGUCAGGAGCACACAGUAAGGCUUAAAGGUUGUAUGUACUGACCGUGUGUAGAACCAAGUGCAUCUGAUGAUCAAUACACAAAGCCUUCUGUAGCAGUUUAUACUCCGACAUCAGCUACAAAAAAAUGCAUAUAUCCAGCCUCAGUUAUAGAUAGUGGGUUGUUCGUUAGUUUGUUGUGAAAGCAAGGGGUUUCCUAAUUGUCUUAAGUAGUUCAGAAAAAUCAUUUAGAGAUAAUGCAGUGCUGAUGUGAUUUCUCAGCUGGCUAUGUGAGUGCUUUGCACAGUGAUGUUAUUAUUAGGGUAUGAUGUAUACCUCUAUGGACUGUGUUAUUUUCAACUUCAGAUGAAUCAACUUCAUGACGUGUUGAUUCAAUGAAAGGUGUCAAUAGGAACUCUCCACUGGAUACCACUGCUUACCUGUUUUUGUGACCAGGUUAGAACUGCCAGCUGUUGAAUUUUAAAAGUCACAGAUAAAUGUUGACAAAUGUAAAUUGAAGGAAUUUAUGUUUAAUUUUGGUACACAAUGCAACAAUGCUUAUCCUGCUGCUGCAAUAUUACAGUACAUUUGUCAUUGAAAUGUAACACUAAGACUGAAGAAGUGCUUUAGGGUUGACUUGACUGGUAAUGCUUGUACAGCAUAAUACAUCUUUAUCAAAGCUUUUACAUUUCCGAUAUGGAGUACUGAUUAUUGGCCACGUAGACUUGAUUAGAAGCAGGUGUUUUGCUGCAGUGACAACUUCUUGUAUUUAUGCAGAGUGUAUUUGCCGAAUGCCCUGUUUUUUGUGUGACUACUGUCCUUCACAGGGGUGUUGCUGCAAUGUUUUCUGAUUAGUUAAACCUUAAAAAUGUUGGUGUAUUUCAUUUCUUCAGGUUAAGUAAAGCUGUGUGCUUUAUUGAUAUAUCUAUUGGGUCUGGCAGGGGGAUCGGACAACAAGCUUGCUGAGAUAACCUGACCAAAGCUCUACUCCUUUAUAUUAUAGACGGGUCUAGUGGAGAGGUAGGUUGUAUUUACAAUUGCUAGUGGUGGCCUUGUAUAUGUGCUGCCAUUGUCCAUGCACAUCCACACAGCCUUAAUGGUCACUAAGGUUUACCUACAACCCACAGUAUACUCUUAACCACACUAUUCUUCUUCCACCACAAUCAGAGUUUUUAAUUGUCUUGUAUAAUUUUAUUAAAAAAUGUUUUUGAUGACAUCUCUCUAAAUUCAUCCCAAAAUUCUCUGUAUAAUUUGAUUUUCCAAGUUCGUGUCAUUCAUGUAAAUAAAACAUUACGCGGAGCGUGCCUCUGUGAGUGGAAGUGAGCAAUGGAACGAACUUACUGCAGAAUUGUGUGUAGCCUUGAAUGGACUCAGGUUUUGGCUUUUGCAGUUUGAUGAGCAAGUCACCUGAGUUUUCAAAGAAAAAGGGAAGAAUUUGAAAUGUCAAACUGAGUAGCUCAUUAUUAAAUAUCAUAACUUGAUGGGUUUAAAGUGUUGUAAAGAAAAGAAGAAUAUUUCAUUAUAUUUCUCUGUUGGAACAUGAAUGUUUAUAAGCACUAUUCCUAAAUAUUGGUAAUAAUAUGGCCAAAAUUUAAAUUGAUCUUUCUCAUGAGGUGAUGACCUGUAAUAUAUAGUAUAUAUUGUACUUUAUCCUGUACAUAAGUUUUUCUUUUGAUUUGUUCUUUCUGUUUGGCAACAGAGCCGUCUGAAGAUCCCACACAGUUUUAAAAAACUGCAGUUUGCAUGUGCAAUACAUUUUUGGCCUAACAACAAAAUAAAGUUAUUGCCUCGAUGCAA